Molecule: messenger RNA, 2106 nt
Organism: Myotis daubentonii (Daubenton's bat)
Lineage: Eukaryota; Metazoa; Chordata; Mammalia; Chiroptera; Vespertilionidae
Gene: SLC30A8
Product: solute carrier family 30 member 8
Biological process (GO): response to glucose; response to zinc ion; insulin secretion
Cellular component (GO): plasma membrane
Molecular function (GO): zinc ion transmembrane transporter activity
Source: RefSeq, a predicted model, not a curated record
UCCCUGCAGGUCUCUCUAGGAAGGAACCUGUGGGUGAGAGAACGAGGCCAGGAGGUACUCCAGGAGGCUGUAAGUUUAGCAGGCCUCCCAGAACACUGAUGUAGGAGGCUUGUUCUAUUAAGUCCCGGAAGCCCUUUUAUUUUUAUCUUUGGAAAGUGUGUGAAUACUUGUAAUGCUGCUUUGCUUCCCAAACUGGACAGUGAGUUAAACAGCAGCAGCAGAGCAACAAUAACAAGAAUAACUACAGACGCAGCAAAAGCUCUCAUCCUGGCCACCAUGGAGUUCCCCGAAAGAACUUAUCUUGUGACUGACAAAGCCACCAAGAUGUAUGCCUUCACACUAGACAGUGUGGAUCGCCAGCAGAAACCCUUGACUAAAGAUCACUGUUCUGGAGAGAAGCCAGAGGUGCUGGAGCCUGGAGCCAUCUAUCACUGUCACAGUAAUGCCAAGGCCACAGAGAACAGGGCAAGUGAGCAACUCUACGCCAAGUGGAAACUCUGGGCUGCUUCGGGAAUAUGCUUCGUCUUCAUGAUUGCAGAGGUUGUGGGUGGCCACAUUGCGGGGAGUCUUGCUGUCGUCACAGACGCUGCCCACCUCUUGAUUGACCUGACCAGUUUCCAGCUCAGCCUCUUCUCCCUGUGGCUGUCCUCCAAGCCUCCCUCCAAGCGGCUGACCUUUGGAUGGCACCGGGCAGAGAUCCUCGGUGCCCUGCUGUCCAUGCUGUGUGUCUGGGCAGUGACUGGUGUGUUGGUGUACCUGGCGUGUGAGCGCUUGCUGUACCCUGAUUACCAGAUCCAGGCCACCGUGAUGAUCAUCAUUUCAGGCUGUGCUGUGGCAGCCAACAUUGUAUUAAGUGUGAUUUUGCACCAGAGGCCUCCUGGCCACAGUCACAAGGAAGUGCAAGCUAAUGCCAGUGUCAGAGCAGCUUUUGUGCAUGCGCUGGGGGAUCUGUUUCAGAGCAUCAGUGUGUUAACCAGCGCACUCAUCAUCUACUUCAAGCCAGACUAUAAGAUGGCCGACUCAAUCUGCACAUUUGUGUUUUCUGUCCUGGUGUUGGCCAGUACCGUCACAGUCUUAAAGGACUUCUCCAUCUUACUCAUGGAAGGUGUGCCCAAGAACCUCAACUACAAUGCUGUGAAAGAGCUCAUCUUAGCGGUGGAUGGGGUGGUGUCUGUGCACAGCUUGCACAUCUGGUCUUUGACAACGAACCAGGUGAUUCUCUCGGCUCAUGUUGCUGCAGCAGCCAGCCGGGACAGCCAGAGCGUUCGGAGAGAGAUUGCUAAAGCCCUCAGCAAUAGCUUUCCUGUGCAUUCACUCACCGUUCAGAUGGAAUCUCCUGCCGACCAGGACCCCGGCUGCCUUUUCUGUGAAGAGCCCCAGGACUAGUUCAGUCAGACCAUCAGCUUCCUGAGUUGACAGGUCACUACGUGAUGCUCUGCAGUUCCUGGAACAUAAAAAAUAAGGAACCAAAGGAAGACGUUUGAGAAAUUGAUGAUACAGUACAAUGUGCAUAUUACACUUCUUUAUUUAGCUCCACCCACCAUGAAUGAGAUGCAUUUGGAUUCACUAAUCAAUACUGAUUAUCAUCAGUAGCUGUGUUCCAUUUCAGGAAUACAUGUGUGGGCCAUUCCUAACUGGGGCUGAAAUAACAACUGUUUGUAACUACAGGCCUUAAAAAGUGCAUCGCCCUUCAAUAGCACAGCCCAAGGAUGAGUGGGUCAAGAUGAACUAAGGGAAGUCUGAUCAGGAAUCUGUGGCAAGGAAAGAGUCACAACAAUUUCCCAAAACUGGAGAAAUAAAAAUAAGAAGAGUCAAGUCAAGGAUAAAGAGAAUCUGGAGGCCCAAUAGUUCAUAAGAACUUGACUAUCCCACCAGGUUGUAAUAUGAUUUAAGGCAAUUCUUUUGAAUCCCUUUCUAUCAACAUCACUAUUCACUAAAUGGGGUAGAAAUGCCCUCGCUCCAUCUUGCUUACAAAUUAUGUUGUACAGUGUCUGAAAUUAUUGCAUUAUAUUGUACUUCUCUGUAUAAAAAUUGUGGACAAAUGCAAAAUUAUAAAGUUUACUGCUUUUUGAGAGUUUUCAUAUGGUAGGACCUAUUAAUAAAAGA